Messenger RNA from Humulus lupulus (European hop), 714 nucleotides. Its product is annotated as vacuolar iron transporter homolog 2-like. The coding region runs from base 1 to 714 and encodes 237 amino acids. The transcript has a single exon. Gene Ontology annotation, cellular component: membrane. The record is from RefSeq and is a predicted model, not a curated record. Gene Ontology annotation, biological process: intracellular manganese ion homeostasis. Gene Ontology annotation, molecular function: iron ion transmembrane transporter activity; manganese ion transmembrane transporter activity. NCBI's taxonomy places the organism in Eukaryota, Viridiplantae, Streptophyta, Magnoliopsida, Rosales, Cannabaceae.
AUGGCUUCUCAGACAUUAGAACAAAUAUGUUGUGAGCAACCAACCACGGCUGACAAAACUCCCAAAACUACUCAAACGACGUCCACUGAGGAAGUGGUGGAACGCGCUCAGUGGCUCCGAGCAGCCAUUCUCGGAGCCAACGAUGGGUUGCUCUCGACAACCUCUCUACUGCUCGGUGUUGGCGCGGCCAAGCAAGACCGUUGGUCCAUGGCUCUCGCCGGACUUGCUGGAGCUUUCGCAGGCGCUUGUAGCAUGGCGGUGGGCGAGUUCGUCUCCGUUUCGACUCAGAGAGACAUUGAGGAAAAGCUUUUUCUGGAAAACAAGCCCACGUGUCCGGAGUACUACUCUAAAUCAGCUACUCCAGGAAAGUCACCGGCGGUUGCGGAAGAACAUAAUGAAACAGAAAGCGCUCUGCCAGUUGUGUUGCCGAAUCCGCACAAGGCAGCGGCAGUGUCAGCUCUGGCGUUUUUGAGUGGAUCGGUUGUGCCAUUGAUACCGGCUGCGUUGGUUGCCGACCAUGCCACGAGUGUUAUAGUGAUUGUGGUGGUGGCUACUUUGGCGCUUGCUGUGUUUGGUUGGGGUGGUGCAAAGUUUGGUGGGUCGUCCCGGCCUAAGGUGUCGGCGGUGAGAGUUGUGGUUGGAGGGUGGCUGGCCAUGGCGGUUACUUAUGCUUUGCUUAAGCCUUUUGAUAGAGAUCAUGGGAAUAAAUAUUGA